AUGCCCGGAAAGGUGCUCCUCGCCUAUUCUGGAGACACCUCCACCAUCCUCGCAUGGCUCAUCGACGAGGGCUACGAUGUCAUUGCCUUCAUGGCCGACGUCGGCCAGGAGGAGGACUUUGAGGCUGCCCGCUCCAAGGCGCUCAAGUGCGGCGCAAAGGACUUCAUCCUCGCCGACCUCAAGCGCGAGUUUAUCGAGGAGCUCAUCUUCCCCGCCGUCCAGGCAAACGCCAUCUACGAGGACGUCUACCUCCUUGGCACCUCGCUCGCCCGCCCUGUCAUCGCCCGCGGCAUGAUCGAGGCCGCCGAGCAGACCGGCUGCGAGUACGUCUCCCACGGCUGCACCGGAAAGGGCAACGACCAGGUCCGCUUCGAGCUCGCCUUCUACGGCCUCAAGCCCGACAUCAAGGUCAUCGCCCCGUGGCGUAACCCCGAGUUCUACAACCGCUUCGCCGGCCGCAGCGCGCUGCUCGAGUACGCCGAGUCCAAGGGCAUCCCCGUCACGCAGACCAAGGCCAAGCCGUGGUCGACCGACGAGAACCUGUUCCACAUCUCGUACGAGGCCGGCAUCCUCGAGGACCCCAACACGACGCCGCCCAACGACAUGUGGAAGCUGACAAAGAGCCCGCAGGAGGCGCCCGACACGCCCGAGAAGAUUGUCAUCGAGUUCACCAAGGGCAUCCCCACCAAGGUGUCGGUGGGCUCGACGGGCAAGGAGCACACGGACCCCGUCGACGUCUUUCUCACGCUCAACGCCCUGGCGCGCGCCCACGGCAUCGGCCGCAUCGACAUUGUCGAGAACCGCUUCAUUGGCGUCAAGUCGCGCGGCUGCUACGAGUCGCCCGGCGCCACGAUCCUGCGCGCGGCGCACCUCGACCUCGAGGGCCUGACGCUCGACCGCGAGGUGCGACGCACGCGCGACCAGCUCAUCACGACCAAGUUCUCUGAACAGCUCUACUACGGCUUCUUCUUCUCGCCCGAGUGCGAGUUUGUGCGCUCGUGCAUCCCGGCGUCGCAGAAGACGGUCAACGGCCAGGUCAAGCUGGCGCUCUACAAGGGCAACGUCAUCGUCGAGGGCCGCUCGAGCCAGGAGCUGCUGUACGACGAAAAGUUCACCAGCAUGGACGAGCAGGGCGGCUUCGACUCGGCGGCCACGUCGGGCUUCAUCACGGUCCAGGCCAUCCGCCUCAGGCGGUACGGCCUUGGCCUCCAGGAGCGCGGCCAGGCCGGGAGCGACCGCAAGACGGCGUAUGCCAUCCGACCCAACUGA
Molecule: messenger RNA, 1269 nt
Organism: Pseudozyma flocculosa PF-1
Lineage: Eukaryota; Fungi; Basidiomycota; Ustilaginomycetes; Ustilaginales; Ustilaginaceae
Exons: 3
Coding region: 1-1269 (422 amino acids)
Biological process (GO): urea cycle; L-arginine biosynthetic process
Cellular component (GO): cytoplasm
Molecular function (GO): ATP binding; argininosuccinate synthase activity
Source: RefSeq, a predicted model, not a curated record